This is a messenger RNA of Zasmidium cellare ATCC 36951, 252 nucleotides long. RefSeq lists its product as uncharacterized. The transcript is spliced from 2 exons. Gene Ontology annotation, molecular function: 2 iron, 2 sulfur cluster binding. Lineage: Eukaryota; Fungi; Ascomycota; Dothideomycetes; Mycosphaerellales; Mycosphaerellaceae. The coding region runs from base 1 to 252 and encodes 83 amino acids. The record is from RefSeq and is a predicted model, not a curated record.
AUGUCCACCACCCCGGACAUCGAAGACGCCCUCGUCACCUUCACCCUCUCCCGCAAAACCGUCCGCUGGCACGCCACCUCCAACCUCUCCAUCCUCGAGCUCGCCGAGCAAGCCGGCCUGAAACCAGACUACGGCUGCCGCAGCGCCAUGUGCGGGACGUGCGAGGUGUAUGGCCCGGAGGGGGAUGGGCCGCAGGGGAUUUUUAUUUGUCGGAGUAAGCCGGCGACGAGGGAGGUGGAGAUUGAGUUGUGA